Thyridium curvatum is the source of this 2673-nucleotide messenger RNA. RefSeq lists its product as uncharacterized. The record is from RefSeq and is a predicted model, not a curated record. Gene Ontology annotation, cellular component: elongator holoenzyme complex. Bases 1 to 2673 code for a protein of 890 amino acids. NCBI's taxonomy places the organism in Eukaryota, Fungi, Ascomycota, Sordariomycetes, Thyridiales, Thyridiaceae. Gene Ontology annotation, biological process: tRNA wobble uridine modification. The transcript is spliced from 3 exons. Gene Ontology annotation, molecular function: protein binding.
AUGCAGGGUUCUGAUGAGAGAGUCAAUGUUGGUGAGGAUUCAAAUGCGAAUAUCAACAAUAAGGCCACAAGCGGAACAGAGCACCAAACAUCGCCACAUCGCCUCACACUGCGCCGAGGGCAGGGUCAUGCACCCUUGAUAGGUGUGGCUCAACUCGGCAUCAUGGGCGAAGCAGCCGUCGACGUGAGCUACCUCUCCGUGGGAGCCAACCGACACACAGCUAUCGCAGAUUGGAGCUCCGAUGGGCUACUUGCGUUUGGAGCAGAUAGUAACAUAGCCCUAUGGCGACCAGAUGCCUCAUCACCCUUUGGCGUCUCUCAUCUCCUGAGUGGCCAUAAGGAAGUGGUGAAAGCGGUCAAGUUCUUGCCACGGCACGACAGCGGGGGGCCUCACUACAUUGUCAGUGGUGGAGACGAUCACCUGCUCAAGCUCUGGGCGGUUCAUCACGACGGCAAUGUAGAGUGCGUACAGACAUUGCAGGAUCACCAAGCAGCCAUACACUGCAUUGCUGUACCUGCUGCACAGUGUGUAGGCUCAGAUGUUGUCAGGAGGACAAUCCUGGCAACUGGCUCGGCCGAUGCGACCAUCCGGAUCUGGGCUCUCGACUCUGGCAACCUGCAGUUACUGCAGACACUCAAGACGAAACCCAAAUACUUUCCCCUUGCACUAGCACUUAGUCCACUCGACGACCAACAUUCAUCAUUCGUCCUUGCUUCUGCCGGAACCAAAGAUAUCAUUCAGAUAUACUCGGGAUCAAAGACUUCGGAUGGGACCUUGCAGUUUUCGUUGCAAGCCACUCUAUCAGGCCACGAAGGAUGGAUCAGGUCACUCGACUUCACUCGUGAGAAGCCCGGUCCCGCUGGCGACAUACUGCUUGCAUCAGCAAGCCAGGACAAAUAUGUCCGUCUCUGGCGGAUACACAGGGGCAAGGAUCUCCCCGCCCAGGCGGCCAUGGGACAAGACUCGGCCAUGGGCGCCUUCCUCCCCGGGAAAUCCCCAUCAAACAAGGCCCACAGGAUAAAGGCAGGGGACGAAGACUACUCAGUGUCCUUCGAGGCCCUCCUCUUCGGCCACGAUGACUGGAUCUACAGUGCCAAGUGGCACGCCGCAGCAGAUGGCAGCUUGCGUCUCCUCUCCGCCUCGGCAGACAACUCGCUGGCCAUUUGGGAGGCAGAUGCUAGCACUGGCGUCUGGGUUACCACUGCCAGGCUCGGUGAACUCAGCAGGGAGAAGGGCGCCACUACUGCAACUGGAAGUAUAGGCGGUUUCUGGACUGGCCUAUGGUCACCCUCGGGCGAAUCUGUGGUCGUCCUCGGCAGGACAGGUAGCUGGAGGCGCUGGGCCUAUGAUUCAACAGCGGGCCGCUGGAUACAGGCCUUGUCUAUAACGGGACACACGAGAGCCGUGACCGGGAUCUCGUGGUCAAGAGAUGGCCGCUACCUCUUGUCGACAUCUUCCGACCAGACCACCCGCCUGCACGCCGAAUGGAAGCCUGCAGGACAGCCGCCGACGUGGCACGAGAUGUCUAGGCCACAGAUUCACGGCUACGACCUGAACUGUAUUUCUGCCCUGGGAGCGUCGCAAUUCGUCUCCGGAGCCGACGAGAAGCUCAUGCGGGUCUUCUCGGAGCCCAAAGCAGUGGCCAAGAUGAUCGCUCGCCUCACCGGCGGCACCGAGUCGGACCCGGCGAGCAUCGACGCCAUGCCCGACGCCGCCAACGUCCCCGUCCUCGGCCUGUCCAACAAAGCCAUCGACGCCGUCGACGACGACGAGGAGCUCGCGCCCAUGGACGACUUCGACCACAAUGCCGUGGACCCGGCCUCGGUCGUGCGCAAGUCCACCCUCGACUUUGACCACCCGCCCUUCGAGGAGAGCCUGUCGCGGCACACGCUCUGGCCUGAGGUCGAGAAGCUGUACGGCCACGGCUACGAGAUCAGCUGCCUCGCCGCCUCGCACGACGGCAGCCUCGUGGCCAGCGCCUGCAAGGCCAGCUCGACCAACCACGCCGUCAUCCGCCUCUUCGAGACGCGCGGCUGGACGGAGGUCAGGCCGCCCCUCGUCGCCCACUCGCUCACGGCCGCCCGCCUGCGCUUCUCGAGUGACGACCACUACCUCCUCAGCGUCGGGCGGGACAGGCAGUGGGCCGUGUUCGAGAGGACCGAUGCUGUCGUCGGCGGCGGCGACGAGAGGCGGCUCACCUACGCGCCGUUGCAGCUCAUGCCCAAGGCACAUACUCGGAUGAUUCUAGACUGCGCGUGGGCGCCGUAUGCAGGCGGCGAGAGGCGAGUGUUCGCCACGGCAGGCCGGGACAAGAGUGUCAAGGUGUGGGGUGAGAAGGAGGCAGAUGGGAAGAGGUCGUACGAACUCGUCACGACGCUGGCAGGCGAGCACCCGGUCACUGCUGUCGAAUUCCUUUGGAGGAGGCCGUCCGAGGAGGAGGAUCUGAUCCUAGCCGUGGGCAACGAGGUGGGCAAGUUGUCUAUAUACCGCCUCGCUCGUGCAGAUCUGUCUCUUCGAUCCAAGUUUGACCUUCCUGAGCGAUUGUGGCUGCCAAAGCCCGUGCUGCAACUGGCCUGGAGGCCGGCCCAGGACGACAGAAACGCCGCUGGCUUUGACCUGGCCGUGGCUGGAGAGGAUAGCUCGUUGAGAGUGUACACUGUUACUGGGCUGUGA